Molecule: messenger RNA, 1313 nt
Organism: Harmonia axyridis
Lineage: Eukaryota; Metazoa; Arthropoda; Insecta; Coleoptera; Coccinellidae
Exons: 2
Coding region: 822-1307 (161 amino acids)
Source: RefSeq, a predicted model, not a curated record
GUUCAUUUGGACGGCACACCUCAAGAAAAGCAUUAAAAUUACGUAAGAACAAUAAGGAAGAUGAAAUUUAUUUUGUAUAUGUAUAUUGUAGGUUUAUAUUCCUGUAUUGAAAUAUAGAAUUUAAAAAUGAAACUUUCAAUUAAUUGGAAGAAACUCAAAUGAGGAGAUUGCAGACUAGCAGUAAAUUAUGUCUCCCUUGAAUAAUUCAAUUUUCAUAUUGUGAAAUUUAAUAGUAUGUGAAUAAUGGAAUUUUUAUAUUCGAACAAGCCCUAGGCUUAAAUUAAGACGAAGAAGAAGAAGAACAAAGAUACAAAUUAACAAUAGAAUUGUCAUCCAUAUUGCUGAAAGCAUAGAAUAUCUUGUAUAUAAUGAUUUUUAAAAUUAUUAUCAUAUGUAUAGCAUUAUUAUGACCGAACUAGUUACCAACAUUUGACUUGUCUUCCUUUUAAUUCAAUUUUUGAUAUCAAUGAUAUUCUCUUUCAACUUUAAUUCACAGGUAUACCAGGUGAUUUUUCUGAAUUGAAUCAGUCGAAAAACUCAUGGAAAAAUGUUACGAUAAAAAAUUUAUGGUUUCGAAGGGGAAAUCCACUUAUGCUUUAAUUUCCUUCAUUUCUCUCACCCUUGAGGGGGGGGAAGAGGGGCAAACUUUAAUAUAACAUGCGCAGUACAAUUUUUGAAACAAAACAAUCCUACUUUCUCUUAAUGAGAAAUAAAUGGAUAUACAUUCUCCAUAAUGGUUAGAAAUUCAGUGUUGUUUGUAAUCUUGCCCUGACUAGUGUUGUUAUUUAUAUAUUUGUUGAAUCUUCUUUGUGCUUGAGACAAUGUCGUUUAAUAACCAGAGUUCCGACAUGAUCCCAAUACAAGUUGAAUAUGCAGAAUAUAAACGGAAGAAAGAAUAUUUGAAGAGAAUAGUGAGACUCACGACAUCAAAGAUGCAGGAUGACGAAAGUGAUGUGGAGAGCGGCUCAAUGAGCUACAGAAUCCAUUACAAAAUCUACAUAGAGGCUCUGGAGCAAUUAUUAGGCAAGGAAGUAGUUGAGAGAAAAAUAAAAGAUAAGGAGGAAAGAGAAAAGAGAGAGAAAGAAGAAAAGAAAAUUGAAGAAAGAACCUGGACCGAAAAGUUAGCAAUUUUCAAAGCUAUGAACAGAGCUUCUUGCUAUAAGCAACUCUUGGAUCAAGUAAUUAUCGGACAAGAAAGUAUAAAAGAUGCAAAUUUGUUAAUGGCGAACCUCUGUAGCCAGGACAAACAAAGAAAUACACAUAGACAUUUAGAAUUCACUCCUACUGUACCAAAAAGGGCUUUGUAAACUGAU